AUGGGCGAAGUCAUCGUCACCAGCACAGAACGCGAAAGAUUUAAGAAAUCUGCCACAAACUUUCAGGAUAUAUCCCACAACUCACUCGUGUUAUCUCACAUUGUUGCCUAUUUGCCCCCAUCAUCAAUCACCAGACUCACAGCAACAAACAGAGCUCUCCGAGACACCAUCAAACACACGCCGGGGAUUUAUCGCCACUUGGAUCUGCAGACCGUCAGGAAAGCCCAUAUUGACGGCGGCGAGAUUACGACAAGUACGCAGCUUGAUGAGAGCUUGACAGAAGACGAAUUACAUGCUGCACCGUUGCGAGACUUGUUCUCAAUUUUGCAGAGGCGAAAUAUCCUGCAAGAUGUGCAGACACUUGUUCUUGAUGGACUCUCGGUGACGGCAGACUUUUGCCAUGACAUCAUCAACGGCCCUGAAUUUAAAGUCAGGCUGCUUUCAAUCCGCGACGUGAAGAAUCUCAAUCAUGGGAAACUUUGCGGUGCGCUCCAGUACGCUUGCCGCCCGAGCCGGGAUGCAAGUCCGCGUCUAAAGGGCAUUUAUCUAUUUGGCCCCAAAGAUGAUGAGUCUACUACUACUACUACUCAGUCGGCCACAGCCCGUGAAAGUCCGACCGCAGUUGGUCAUGAUCAGGACCAGAGAAGCUCGAGCGCAUUGACGGAGACGUUGCAGCAGCGCAGCAGCGACGAUGCCUGGUGGGAUGUCAAAGGCCGACAGCUGAUGCGUCCGAUUCAGAAGGAGUGGGCAAAUUGCCUGCUUGCCUGCAGUGGCGUCAUUGCAUUCGAUGCUCUGCUCUGUCAAGGACCACGCCACCACAGCAGCCGGGCUGCAGGGCACCCCAACGUCCUCGCUGAGCUCGGGCCUGCCGUGGCUACUUAUUCGCUCUCUGGUUGCCAUGGCUGCGGGAAAGCACCCGAGGGCAUGAUUUCGCCGAGCUCGCAUACCGUGACCGAUUUACCGUUGCUCGCGCCCCUGCCCGUCUUGUGCUCGUCGCUGCGAGCUGCCACUGCGCCUAGCCUGACAGCUACGGCCUUUGUGCCCCGAUGUGCAGAGUGCAUCAGAGAGCGCUAUUGCCACUGCUGUAACAAGUGGUGGUGCGAGUCAUGCUACCAGCUACCCGGCCAGGGGUCUCAGCAUGAACCGGCCGUCGUCAUCGUGGAUGAUGCUGAUAAUAUUGGCCAGCUCGAAGAUUACAUGCUUCUUGAAGAAGCUAUCGCAAAACAAAAGAGUCGAGUAACUAAAAGCUGCUGGGAAUGCGGCAAUAGCUGCGAAGACUGUAUUGACAAGACGCAGCGAGUCUGCAAAAAGUGCUGCGCCGGCUACUGUACCGUUCACAAUGAAGGGUCGUCUGCCGAGUUUUGUGACUGGUGUGUAUCGCGCGGUCGCAGACUAGCCAAAACAAAGGCACACGGCGGCAGCUCGCUGCCACUACCAAAGCUGCGAGACAUUCGCCACCUAAAUCACAUCCGUCGAAAGGCUGGAUUUUAA
Messenger RNA from Beauveria bassiana ARSEF 2860, 1491 nucleotides. RefSeq lists its product as uncharacterized. The record is from RefSeq and is a predicted model, not a curated record. NCBI's taxonomy places the organism in Eukaryota, Fungi, Ascomycota, Sordariomycetes, Hypocreales, Cordycipitaceae. The transcript is spliced from 6 exons. Bases 1 to 1491 code for a protein of 496 amino acids.